Messenger RNA from Lingula anatina, 3634 nucleotides. Its product is annotated as coiled-coil domain-containing protein 125. NCBI's taxonomy places the organism in Eukaryota, Metazoa, Brachiopoda, Lingulata, Lingulida, Lingulidae. The record is from RefSeq and is a predicted model, not a curated record. Gene Ontology annotation, cellular component: cytoplasm. Gene Ontology annotation, biological process: negative regulation of Rho protein signal transduction; negative regulation of cell motility.
UCGCGCAAAAGCUUCCUACCGGAAACAGGUGCGCUUGGGUCCUCAUAACACGUACUUCUAGUCCAGUGCAAAUGUAAUAAUUCUUUGGUAUCUCACCGUAUGUGUAUUGACUUUGUUAUCAUUGAUGCAGGAACGUGCAAUAAGCGAAGAUGGAUGAAGGCCAAGAUAAGAAAGAAUAUAUAGAAGAAGACGAUGUAGGAGGAGAUCUUGGCCUCGGCGAAGGUUUUUGUUCUGGUAACGUUUCCUCCGAGUCUGGAUCAGGCGAAGAUAAACCAGCGACAAGUGCAUUCGUUGAGUCGCUCACAAGAGCAUACUCUGAUCCCGGAGACCAAUCACUGAACACUCCUAUUAAAACAAAGAUAUCAGAAAGAAUUCCAAACUUCUUCAGUCGCGAAAAGUCCGAACAGCUGCUAAAGCCACAAGUUGGAAAGGGAGCUGAAGAAAGUUUCCCUAAAUUUGGUGACGUUCCAAUGGGAACUUCUCUGAAACAACACAGGCAGCUGUGUCAACAGAAUCUAAAGGAAAUCUACGAUAAAAAUGCGAGCAUGAAUUACACAACUGGAAGGAAGCAGAAAAAUGUACAAGAUGAGGAACCAUCAAAGGACCAAAUUGAAAGAAAGUUGACAAUUGCCCUAGAGGAUGUUGAUCAACUGAAACAGGAGCUUGAAACUUGCCAAAGGAAACUUAAUGCUAAACAAGAAGCAAUAAAAAUUCUUCAGAAGCAGGUAGAACAAGAUCAGGGUGAUUCUAAGGCCUUAGAAAAGAAAUCAAAAGAAUUGUAUCAUGAUUUAGAAAAGCCUCCACAUGCUGUUGGUGAUAGGGCUAAGGUGGAGAAGGUGCACUCUCUCUCUCAGCCUAAAGCACAACCACUUGUUAGGAAAAAGAGAGAGGAAGAUCUACAGACAAAGUGUGAUAGGGUGUGCCAAGAAAAUUCAUGUCUCCUAGCCUGCUUAGAUAGAAAAGCAGAAGAAAUACGGAAAUUACAAGCUGAAAAAAUGGGUCUGAGUCGUCAAAGAGAUGAACUUCUGGCACUAAUGGAUGUGAAAGAACGCAACAAAUAUGAAAGUAUCCAUGCUCAAGCGGAAGAGAAAUACAAUGACUAUUCAACUGAUGAGCUAUCAAUAUUGGGAGCAUGUCAUUGCCGAGUCAGCAAUCCAGAGCCUUGUGGUUGUGCCCAUGCUGCCGCCAAUCUUAAUAAGGAACUAGUAAGAUUAAAAGAGGAGGUUGAUACACACAAACAGAGGCGCGAUGAGGCUUACAAUACAGUAGAAGCUUACCGUGUGGCAUUUGAAGAACAGCUGAACCGAAACAAACUGUUGACUAAUCAAAUCACGGAACUGGCUACUAUGCCACCACAGCAGCAGAAAAUUAAAGUGAAAAAUGUGAUCAAGUGGAUAGCUGGCCAGUUAACUGAAGAAAACCUGCCACCCCCAUCCAGUAUGCUACCACAAGAGCAGGCUCCCCCUACUACAAUAACAAUCUCAGGAAAAGGAGUGAACAUCAACUGCUCUAGUGAACAGGAGCUCAUUCAGUCACUAUUGGAUAUGCUUAAUGACAAAAGUAAUGCCUUGGCUCAUCAAAAACUUGCAGCACAGAUGUUGGCCAGUAAAACUCAGGAGUUGGAGAGACAGUUAAGAGAGACCAAUUUGUCCCUUGUCCCUGUCCCACCUGUCACUGCAGAAGAACCCACAUCAACAACAGCAGAAUUGGCAGCAGAUAAUGAAAACAUAGAUAAAUAUUCCCAAUCAUCAGUUAAAGAGAUUCAUGCUGAUAAACAUUUGGGGGGAAAAGCAGAAUUAGGUACAAAGUUAGACAUGGCCGCAGAAAAAAUAUCAGAAGAAACUGAAACGAAGAAUAUAUGUACUGAUGAUGUAUUGGAUUAUGAAACUUGCUUGUGACUGGUUCUCAGUUGAUGAUUAUUUGGAAAAUAUCUUUCACUUCUGCUUCUUAAGUAAUGCUUUAAAAAUAUUUUCCUGAAAUGUGCUUUAUGUUUGGAGAUGACAUAUUAUGUUUAAACACAUUAAUGGCUUUGGAUUCCCUAUCCAGUGCAAUUUGAUGUCUAGUCUUGCCAAAAUCAGACCUUUGACCCAAGUGGGUUUAUGCAUGCUGAACAUAUUGAUAGCAUUUUAAACAUGCACAUAUUUGGGCUAGGUCCCCCAAUACAAUGUAUACAGAAAUAUGCAGAUCAGAUAACUACUAAGAAAAAGCUUGUUGUUUAUUAAUGUCACCUAAUUCUCAACAAAAGAUUCUGGGUCCAGUUUCACAAUAAAUCUACAGAUUUUGGGCCAAGUCUAGACUGCUAAAAUUGGAUGUGAUGGGCAACUGUGUAAAGUCAAGUUUGCGACAUAGGUCAAAGAGCUGUUAGACUGCUAAAUGAUAGUUAUCAUCAGAUAGCAACAUAAAUUACAAUGGUUAGAAAAAAUCUGUGAUAAGCCGGAACAUGACAAAAUUAAAGUUGUUUUUGACUGCUUGUUACAGAUUUCUAUCAUGGCUGGGUGAUAUAAACUUUUAUUACAUGAUCACCGUUGUAAGAACACCAUUAUAACUUUAUUGAGCACUAAAUUGUUUGCCAGUUGCAUUUUACAGGCUCUCUAAACACAAACUUUACAUACAUGUAUAUUACAUAGACAAGUAAACAUAAUGAAACACUCAAUGGUAAAUAUCUGGAGAAGUCUUGAGGCAUUGAAGGUCCAUCCCCUGACAGGAUGUGAAGCCAUUUCAUAACAAUGUUGAAAUUCACAAUAUUAUUUAUAUACUAUUUAUUGUUAAUGCUAUUGAAAGUAUAAUAACAUAACCAGAGGCAAUGUGUAAAUGCAACCUUACACUUACUGAGUGUCAUCGAGCUUCAGUUUAAAAUGUUAUUUAUUCAGAAAUUAUUCAUUUUUUUAUUUGGAGUAUUUGUACUUAAAUGAAAUAUUUAACAUUGACAUUCUUUGUAAAGAACUACAUAUAGGUCAGAGCUUUUACUGACAGCAGACAAUCAAUGGGUUGUUAUAGAACUCCAGUUUAGGGUAAAAUGUCAGCAGUAUUCAGAAUUAUUAUGGGUAGUCAUUAUUUAAAUUUCAGGAAAAGUUCCAGCAAAUUGGGAUGUGGAGACACAGAUUGGUAUUAUCUCUGAUUAAUAUAAUCAGUGAUAAUAUGUACAUCAGAUUGCUUUGAUAUCAUUUCAUGUAGAUUAAUAGCCUUAAUUAUGCAGACCCAAAACUAGAACAUGUGGAAUUUUUCUUUCUCUUGCACCUACUGUGUUAAAGAAUACAUCAUUACGUUGAUAAGAACAAAAUCUAUCAACUACGGUGUUUGAUGUUGACUGUAACAAAUGUCUUCCAGUAAUAAGUUAUUAUUCAGCUAAAAUCAGUGCAUUAUUAUAUUACAAAGAAACUAUAAUUUAAAUAUAUAUAUUGCCUAUUUUUGUUCUGUUGAAUAGAUGCAGUUGGUUCACUAAAAGAUGGGAGUUAUUCCCAAAGUAAAAUAGCAGUUCAAAUUUUGCAUCAUUGCUUUUCUUCCAUCCUUAUGUCUGAAUUUCUGCAAAUGCCGUACAGGUCAAAGUGAUGCUGCCUCCUGAGUAUGUACUGCUAGUGCCACUCAUCAAAGGGAUAAAUCUCAUCAUAGGGCUAUCAUGAUUACAUAAUGAAGG